AUGGAAAUGAUAUCAAUAUUUGUUUUCUUAGCCACUUUCUUAGCCUUUGUCUUCCUAAAACCACUCCUAACACGAACCACCACUACUAAAGUUAAGCCACCACCGUCUCCUUGGCGACUUCCGGUGAUCGGAAACCUCCACCAGCUGAUCAGCCUCCACCCUCACUUCGGUUGUGUCCCUAUCCUCGUAGUCUCAUCGGCUGAAGUAGCUCAAGAAGUGAUGAAAACACACGAUGUAAAGUUUUCUAAUCGCCCAAGAACCAAAACGGUCGAUAAACUUUUCAAUGGGAGAGAAAUAGCCUUUUCUCCCUAUGGAGAAUAUUGGAGACAGGCUAAGAGUAUCUGCGUUCAGAAUCUCCUUACCCAAAAAACGAUUCAGUCCUUCGAGAAUAUAAGAGUAGAUGAGAUCAAUACGAUGAUGGAAAAGCUUGAGAAAGCGAGUUCUUUGUCUUCACCUAUAAAUCUAAGCGAACUCUUUACGACUCUUACAAACGAUGUAAUAAGAAGAAUUGUCGUUGGGAAAAAGUAUAGCAGCGAGAGAGGUGAUGAUUAUAUUUCACAUGACAUUGUGAUGAAAUUCAUUGAGAUCUUGGGUGCAUACCCUCUCGGCGAUUUCAUACCAGUUUUGUCGUGGAUAGACAGAAUCCGAGGUUUCGAUAAGAAAGUAGAGGAAGUAUAUAACGAGAUUGAUGUUUUGUUGGAGAAACUAGUGCAACAACAUGAAGAUGCAUAUGAAGGUAGGUCAGAUAUUCUCUAUAUAUUGUUAUCUCUACAAAGAGAUAAGACAACACCAAUUGAGCUAGACAGAAGCGACCUAAAACUCAUUUUAUUGGAUAUGCUGUUAGCAGGAUCAGUGACAACUUUUACGCUACUAGAAUGGACAAUGACAGAGCUUAUGAGACAUCCUGAGUGUAUGAAGAAACUUCAACGUGAGAUUCGUUCUGGGUCAGCGCAUAAUUUAUAUGUAACGGAGAAAGAAGUUGAGAAGAUGAAUUAUUUAAAUCUUGUGAUCAAGGAGGUGCUUCGACUACAUCCCUCACUUCCAAUAAUUCCACGACUGUUGAGUGAAGAUGUCGAGUUACAUGGAUAUAACAUAGCUGCGGGAACGCAAGUGCUAAUCAAUGCAUGGGCAAUCCAACGAGACAUUGCAACUUGGGGACCAGAGGCAGAAGAGUUUAAGCCAGAGAGACAUUUAGACAUGCUGGUAGAUUUUCAAGGAAAAAGUUUCAAGUAUAUUCCAUUUGGUUCAGGGAGAAGAGCAUGUCCUUUAAUCAGGUUUGCAUUAGCCUUGGUGGAAGUCACAUUGGCCAACCUUGUGAAACGGUUCAACUGGAGGGUCGAGGUAGGAACAAUGGGAGAUAAUAAGCCUGAUCUUACUGAAGCAAUUGGUCAAGAUGUUUGCCGCAAGUUCCCUCUUAUCGUAUGUCCAUCUUGUGUUUGA
Molecule: messenger RNA, 1440 nt
Organism: Eruca vesicaria subsp. sativa (arugula)
Lineage: Eukaryota; Viridiplantae; Streptophyta; Magnoliopsida; Brassicales; Brassicaceae
Source: the annotation of a GenBank genome assembly